AUGGAAAACGAUGGCGAUAGUCCUUCGGCCGAGGUGCGCCGCACCCAGCAGGUCGACAAUGCCAUCCGCGCCAUUCAGGAGAAGAAGCCGGUCCCGGAGAUCGACUUCACCAUCCACACCAUGGAGGACGGGACCCAAGUGAGCACUCUCGAGAGAGUGUGCAAAGAUGUCCAAGCACCCGCCAUGUUCAAGCCGACCGACGAGCAGUUCUUCGAGGAUGAUUCCCACGCGAAGCCCGACAUCGAAUUUCUCAAGCAGCACUUCUACCGCGAGGGCCGUCUGACGGAUGAACAGGCUCUGUGGAUCCUUAAGACAGGAACCGAGCUGCUUCGAGCCGAGCCCAACCUCCUCGAGAUGGAUGCUCCCAUCACCGUCUGCGGCGACGUCCACGGCCAGUACUACGAUCUGAUGAAGCUCUUCGAGGUCGGUGGCGACCCUGCCGAGACGCGCUACCUCUUCCUCGGGGACUACGUCGACCGUGGCUACUUCAGCAUCGAAUGCGUCCUCUACCUUUGGUCUCUCAAGAUUCACUAUCCGAAGACGCUGUGGCUCCUGCGAGGCAACCAUGAGUGUCGCCACCUGACCGACUACUUCACCUUCAAGCUCGAGUGCAAACACAAGUACUCCGAGGCCAUCUACGACGCCUGCAUGGAGUCCUUCUGCAGCUUGCCCCUGGCCGCCGUCAUGAACAAGCAGUUCCUCUGCAUCCACGGUGGUCUCAGUCCCGAACUUCACACUCUCGACGAACUGAGAAAUAUUGAUCGCUUCAGGGAGCCUCCGACGCAGGGGCUCAUGUGCGACAUCCUGUGGGCUGACCCGCUCGAGGAUUUCGGCCAGGAAAAGACGAGCGAGUACUUCCUGCACAACCAUAACAACUUGCUAUCCAUCAUCCGUGCGCACGAGGCUCAGGACGCAGGUGUCAUGACCAUCUUCUCCGCCCCCAACUAUCUUGACGUCUACAACAAUAAGGCUGCGGUGCUCAAGUAUGAGAACAACGUUAUGAACAUUCGUCAGUUCAACUGUACUCCUCAUCCUUACUGGCUCCCCAACUUCAUGGAUGUCUUCACCUGGUCGCUGCCGUUUGUGGGGGAGAAGAUUACAGACAUGCUCAUCGCCAUCCUCAGCACCUGCUCCGAGGAAGAGCUCAAGGAGGAGACGCCCUCGUCGACGUCACCGCAUUCACCCGUUUCCACGACGGGCGACGAUCCCAACUCGAUCGAGUUCAAGCGGAGGGCGAUCAAGAACAAGAUCCUCGCCAUUGGCCGCAUGUCUCGAGUCUUCCAAGUCUUGCGAGAAGAGUCGGAAAGGGUUACGGAGCUCAAGACCGUCUCCGGCGGAAGGCUCCCCGCCGGUACGCUGAUGCUCGGUGCAGAGGGUAUCAAAAACGCCAUCAGCUCGUUUGAGGACGCCCGAAAGGUUGAUUUGCAGAAUGAGCGCCUGCCCCCGAGUCAUGACGAGGUCGUGAAGCAUCAAGAGGAGGAGCGGGCGACGGCGCUCCAGAAGGCGGCCCACGACGCCGAUAACGACAAGAAACUGCACCAGCUCUCAAGGAGACUCAGCACGUGA
Hirsutella rhossiliensis is the source of this 1566-nucleotide messenger RNA. Its product is annotated as calcineurin-like phosphoesterase domain-containing protein. The coding region runs from base 1 to 1566 and encodes 521 amino acids. Gene Ontology annotation, biological process: calcineurin-mediated signaling; fungal-type cell wall organization. Lineage: Eukaryota; Fungi; Ascomycota; Sordariomycetes; Hypocreales; Ophiocordycipitaceae. The record is from RefSeq and is a predicted model, not a curated record. Gene Ontology annotation, molecular function: calmodulin-dependent protein phosphatase activity; calmodulin binding. Gene Ontology annotation, cellular component: cytoplasm; calcineurin complex. The transcript has 5 exons.